Penicillium canescens is the source of this 891-nucleotide messenger RNA. Its product is annotated as Yip1 family protein. Gene Ontology annotation, molecular function: small GTPase binding. Gene Ontology annotation, biological process: vesicle-mediated transport. The coding region runs from base 1 to 891 and encodes 296 amino acids. Lineage: Eukaryota; Fungi; Ascomycota; Eurotiomycetes; Eurotiales; Aspergillaceae. Gene Ontology annotation, cellular component: membrane; Golgi apparatus. The record is from RefSeq and is a predicted model, not a curated record. The transcript has 4 exons.
AUGGCGAACCGAGGAUACGACGUCGUAGUCGACGUGGACGCAGAGGGCGACCUCGGACACACCGACCUGCAAGAGGACCUCGAAUUCCACCCUUCCAACUUCGAAAGCGACCAAAGAACCGCCAAAGCCCAAGGCGACCACGCCCCGUUCCUGGGCGGCGGCAGCUCAUCCCGCGGCCGGGACCGGUCCCCUGGCGGCACGCCAACCAAGCACAGCUGGUGGUCGAUGCACUACUACGAGCAAUUCUUCGACGUCGACACGAACGAAGUCUUCCGGCGCUGCGUGGCAGCCCUGUACCCGCGCACCAAUUUCCUGGAUGUUCUGGAAGGCAACGCAGACCUAUACGGGCCGAUCUGGAUCGCGACUACGGUGGUCGUGAUUCUAUUCUUGACCGGCACGAUCUCGCAAUGGCUGUCGAACAAUGACGACAAGCAUUUCGAGUAUGACUUUACCUUGUUGUCUGGUGCUGCCGGGUUGAUCUAUGGAUACACUGGUAUUCUGCCUAUUGCGCUGUGGGGAGCGCUGCGUUGGUUUGGAAGCUCGACGGCUGAUCUUAUUGAGUGCUGGGCUCUGUAUGGGUAUUCCAAUCUGGUUUGGAUUGGUGUUGCGCUUGUUAGCUGGAGUCCGUUGACGGCGCUUAACUGGGCGCUUGUUGGGGUUGGAUUUGCUUGGACGGUGUUUUUCUUGCUGAGGAAUCUUUAUCCUGUGCUGAAUGCUACGGAUGCGAAAGCUAGCAAGAUUCUUCUGAUCUUGGUUGUUGUUUUGCAUGCUGGUUUGGCUAUUGCUAUCAAGGUGCUUUUCUUUGCGCACGGAAGCCCUGUUUCCAAGAACAAGGAGCCAGCCGCUGAUGACAAGACUGACGCCAAGCGGGGGAUGAUGUUCAGGGCAUAA